AUGGCCAAAGUUAUGCUUCCUGUUCUUCUUCUUCUCUCCGCAUUUCUUCUAGUGUCCACAAUACCUGGGGGUAUAAGUCCAGUGCAAGAUGUGAAGAACAAUAAGGAGGUGCAGGAUCUUGGAAGGUUCUGUGUGGAGGAGUUCAAUAGGCAACUCCUGCAGCACAGCAACGGCGGGGGAGAAAGAUUGGUAUUCUCGGAGGUAGUGGAUGCAUUGGAGCAGGUGGUUGCGGGAGUGAAGUAUUAUCUGAAAAUUGCCGCGUGGUCAAUGGAGAAUCGGGAAAUGGCCAUUUAUGAUGCACAGGUGAAUGAGAGAAGAAACCUCCUUGAGACACCAAAAACUCUUAAAGAAGUGUUGCACACACAAUCUAAUGAGAAUGCCAAGAUUGAGAAUGGAGAAUCGUCGGAUGAAGUUUCAAAGGAUGUUGACUGGAAGUUAAUACGUGCUGUUUAA
Molecule: messenger RNA, 453 nt
Organism: Manihot esculenta (cassava)
Lineage: Eukaryota; Viridiplantae; Streptophyta; Magnoliopsida; Malpighiales; Euphorbiaceae
Product: cysteine proteinase inhibitor B
Exons: 2
Coding region: 1-453 (150 amino acids)
Molecular function (GO): cysteine-type endopeptidase inhibitor activity
Source: RefSeq, a predicted model, not a curated record